Polychytrium aggregatum is the source of this 2170-nucleotide messenger RNA. RefSeq names its product carboxyl transferase. Lineage: Eukaryota; Fungi; Chytridiomycota; Chytridiomycetes; Polychytriales. Gene Ontology annotation, cellular component: mitochondrion. The record is from RefSeq and is a predicted model, not a curated record. The transcript has 12 exons. Gene Ontology annotation, molecular function: propionyl-CoA carboxylase activity. Bases 124 to 1731 code for a protein of 535 amino acids.
CCUGACACCCUCGCCCCUCGGUCCUUUUCUUGCUUCCAUCUGCUCGUCCCUCGCCUGCCGUCUGCUGCUUGGGCCCUUCGUCCUGAUCCCAUCUCUACUCGCAGAUCCCCCCCUCCGUACACCAUGCUUCGUUCCGUCUUUGCAAAUCGCGCUGCUCUGCGCCCUGUCGGUUACCGCUUCUACUCGGCUGCCUCGAGUGCUGUCUCCCGGGAAGCUGAGCUUCGCCGUGCCAUCGAUGAGAAGCGAGCCGCUGCCGUUCUUGGCGGCGGCCCCAAGCGAAUUGCCACCCAGCACUCCAAGGGCAAACUCACUGCUCGCGAGAGAAUCAGCCUUCUGCUCGAUGAGAGCUCUUUCCGCGAAACCGACGCCUUUGUCGAGCACCAGUGCGUCGACUUUGGCAUGGCCGAUCAAAAGAUCACCGGCGACGGUGUCGUGACCGGCAGCGGUACCAUCAACGGCCGCUUGGUCUACGUCUUCAGCCAGGACUUUACUGCCUUUGGUGGCUCCCUUUCCAAGACCCACGCCCAAAAGAUCUGCAAGAUCAUGGACCAGGCUUUGCUCGUUGGCGCCCCCGUGAUUGGCCUCAAUGAUUCUGGCGGUGCCCGUAUCCAGGAGGGCGUCGACUCUCUUGCCGGCUAUGCCGAUAUCUUCCAGCGCAACGUCAUGGCCUCUGGUGUCAUCCCUCAGCUCUCUCUGAUCAUGGGCCCUUGUGCUGGCGGUGCUGUCUACUCGCCGGCCUUGACCGACUUCACCUUCAUGGUCCGCGACAGCUCGUACCUCUUCGUCACUGGUCCCGAUGUCGUCAAGGCUGUCACCAACGAAGACGUCACUCAGGAGGAGCUCGGCGGUGCCAAGGCCCACACCACCAAGUCCGGUGUCGCCCAUCUUGCUUUUGACAAUGAUGUCGAGGCUCUCUCCAAGCUGCGACAGUUUGUCGAUUUCCUGCCUCUCUCGAACCGCAGCCAGCUUCCAUCCCGCCCCACCGAUGACCCUGUCGACCGUUUGGACGAGGCUCUUGACCACAUUGUCCCCGCCGACUCGACCAAGGCUUAUGAUAUCAAGGAUGUGAUCGCCCGAAUUGUCGAUGAGGGCGACUUUUUCGAGGUCAUGCCUGACUUUGCCAAGAACAUGGUUGUCGGUUUUGCUCGGCUCGGCGGCGAGACCGUCUCGAUCAUUGCCAACCAGCCGCUCGUGUCCUCCGGUGUCCUCGACAUUAACUCCUCCGUCAAGGCUGCCCGCUGGGUCCGCUUCUGCGAUGCCUUCAACAUCCCUCUUCUCACCUUUGUCGACGUGCCUGGCUUCCUGCCCGGCACUGCUCAGGAACACGGCGGCAUUAUCCGCCACGGUGCCAAGCUCCUGUACGCCUAUGCCGAGGCCACCGUCCCCAAGGUCACCGUGAUCACCCGGAAGGCUUACGGUGGCGCCUACGACGUCAUGAGCUCCAAGCACCUCCGCGGCGACGUCAACUACGCCUGGCCCACUGGUGAAAUCGCUGUCAUGGGCGCCAAGGGUGCCGUCGAGAUUAUCUUCCGUCAGGUCCCCGACAAGACCCAGGCCGAGGCCGAGUACGUCCACAAGUUUGCCAACCCGCUUCCUGCUGCCCAGCGCGGCUUUGUGGACGACGUCAUCAACCCCUCCGAGACCCGCAAGCGCAUCAUCGAGGACUUGAGAAGGCUGAAGAGCAAGGACCUCAAGAACCCCUGGAAGAAGCACGGCAAUGUCCCCUUGUAAAUAGCACGGCAUGGCCUGCAUCGGCGGACGCGGCAGCGCCGUGCGAGGGGACAGACGAGCCGUCGUUCGGAAAGGUCGUUCUUUAGUGACGAAAGUGCUCCGAUCUGAUCCUGCCCGACAUGCUGCGCCUGGGCCCAGCUGUGCCGUUGGGUUCAAUGGCUCAUUCGUGGUUGGUUGGGGCUGUUCCAGCUUGCGGUUCUGUUCGCGCGUUCUUGCUUCAGCUUUGGGCUAUUUGUUCUCCUUUUUCUUUUCCCCUCUCAUUUUCUUUUCUUUGCUCAUCCUCACGAUGGAUUCUCCUUUGCCACUAUCCCGCCCUUCCUCCUCACUCUCUUCCAUCGCUUCUCUUGUUCACUGCGCAACAUUCGUACGGAAAGGGGAUGUCAGCAGCGCCUGGCAAUUUGCAUCCGGCUCAAUACAUGGUAUUCCACAUCGCUGCGUU